GCCAUGGAUUUCUACUACCUUCCCGGAUCUGCACCGUGCCGUGCCGUGCAAAUGACGGCUGCCGCCGUUGGCGUCGAGCUGAACUUGAAGCUUACCAACCUGAUGGCUGGUGAGCACAUGAAGCCGGAAUUUCUAAAGCUGAACCCGCAACACUGCAUUCCGACGCUGGUCGAUGAGGACGGGUUCGUGCUGUGGGAGUCGCGUGCAAUCCAGAUCUAUCUCGUCGAGAAGUACUGCGCCCACGAUGAGACACUCGCCGAGCGUCUAUAUCCACAAGAUCCGCGUCGUCGCGCCGUGGUACAUCAGCGGUUGUUCUUCGACGUGGCCGUACUGUAUCAGCGGUUCGCCGAGUACUACUACCCGCAGAUCUUCGGCAAGAAGGUGGCUGGCGAUCCGGACCGGUUGCGGUCGAUGGAGCAGGCACUCGAAUUUCUCAACACCUUCCUGGAGGGUGAACGGUUUGUUGCGGGCGGGGACGAUCCAACGAUUGCGGAUUUUAGCAUUUUGGCCUCGAUCGCAACGUUCGAGGCCGCUGGCUAUGACUUGCAUCGGUACGAAAACAUUCACCGAUGGUACGAACGCACCAGUGAAAUAGUCCCGGCUGCUGAUAAGAAUUUGGAGGGAGCCAAAAUAUUUGGGCGUUACUUCACGGACAAAUGA
Messenger RNA from Anopheles marshallii, 660 nucleotides. RefSeq names its product glutathione S-transferase 1. The record is from RefSeq and is a predicted model, not a curated record. Gene Ontology annotation, biological process: glutathione metabolic process. The coding region runs from base 4 to 660 and encodes 218 amino acids. The transcript is spliced from 2 exons. Gene Ontology annotation, molecular function: glutathione transferase activity. Lineage: Eukaryota; Metazoa; Arthropoda; Insecta; Diptera; Culicidae.